Molecule: messenger RNA, 2906 nt
Organism: Pyrus x bretschneideri (Chinese white pear)
Lineage: Eukaryota; Viridiplantae; Streptophyta; Magnoliopsida; Rosales; Rosaceae
Product: potassium transporter 10-like
Exons: 9
Coding region: 219-2591 (790 amino acids)
Biological process (GO): potassium ion transmembrane transport
Cellular component (GO): membrane
Molecular function (GO): potassium ion transmembrane transporter activity
Source: RefSeq, a predicted model, not a curated record
UUUUGCUCUUAAAAAAUGGCGAGUGCUCAUCUCUCUCACUCUCGUUUCAAUGCUCUAAUGGCUACUCGGAGCCUGUGAGGCAAAACCCAGCUGGGAAGAUCAUCUGCAAGUUGCAACCAGGACUAAAGUUGCAACAUAGAGGGAAGGAUUAAAAAAAAUAUAGUGGAGACGUGAAUCGGCGGAAGGGAAGUAGAAUCGCUUGAAUUAUCGGGUUUCGAAUGGCUGCAAGAAUGGCUGCUGAUGUAAGUACCAAUGAGAACGGUAGCAUUCGGGUUUUGAAUCAGCAGCUUGAUCAGCCCAUGGAUGAGGAGGCUAAAAGGCUGAGGAAUAUGCACGAGGAAAAGAAAUUUUCAGCAUUAGCGCUCGUGCAGGUAGCAUUUCAAAGCCUUGGCGUUGUAUAUGGAGAUUUAGGCACAUCUCCUUUGUAUGUUUUCUACAAUACGUUUCCUGAUGGAAUUGGUGAUCCGGAGGAUUUGAUUGAAGCUUUAUCUGUUAUUAUCUAUUCCCUCACCCUUAUUGUACUCCUGAAGUACGUUUUUAUUGUCUGUAGAGCAAAUGACAAUGGUCAAGGUGGAACGUUUGCUCUCUAUUCAUUACUCUGUCGAUAUGCAAAAAUAAAGGCUAUUCCUAACCAAGACAAAACGGAUGAGGCACUCACAACAUAUAGUUGUUCUACGUUUGGUGAGAAAUCAUUUGCUGCAAGAACCAGGAGAUGGUUGGAGGGACAUGCAUUUAUGCAGAGCACACUUCUUAUUCUUGUCCUAAUUGGCUCUUCCGCGGUGAUUGGGGAUGGGAUUCUGACUCCGGCCAUAUCAGUUCUGUCAGCAGUUGGGGGGAUCAACGUACGCCACUUUGAGAUUAGUAAUGAGGUAGUCGUGCUUGUUGCUGUUAUUAUACUGGUACUUUUGUUUAGUAUGCAACCUUAUGGUACAGAUAAACUAUGUUGCCUGUUUGCACCAAUCAUGCUCCUUUGGUUUCUCGUAACUGGAGGAAUUGGCAUGUUCAAUAUUUGGAAGUAUGAUAGAAGGAUUUUAAAAGCCUUUUCACCUAUAUAUGUAAAUCGAUUUUUUAAGAAGGGAGGAAAAACUGGGUGGACAUCCCUUGGAGGUCUUAUGCUCACUAUAACAGGUACUGAAGCACUUUUUGCCGACCUAUCCCAUUUCUCAGUCCCAUCCGUACAACUUGCUUUCACAGUGGUUGUAUUUCCUUGCCUUCUAUUAGCCUACUGUGGUCAAGCAGCAUACCUCAUGAAAAAUCCAAAUAACGUGUUCGGUGCUUUUUAUCAUUCCAUUCCAGACAGCAUAUAUUGGCCCGUGUUUAUUGUUGCAACUGGAGCUGCUAUCAUUGCAAGUCAAGCCGCCAUAACUGCAACUUUUUCAUUAAUCAAGCAGGCAGAUGCACUAGGCUGCUUCCCAAGAGUCAAAAUUGUGCAUACAUCAAGGAAAUACCGUCACCAGAUAUAUAUUCCAGAAAUUAAUUGGAUUGUUAUGAUCCUGUGCAUUGCCGUCACAGCUGGGCUUAAAAAUCAAACCAACCUAGGGAAUGCCAGUGGGACGGCAGUUUGUGUAGUCAUGUUGGUAACCACAUUGCUUAUGAUUUUUGUCAUGAUACUAGUGUGGCGCUGCCAUUGGAUUCUUAUCCUGAUCUUCACUGGCUCAUCAUUGGUUGUGGAGGGCACUUACUCUUCUGCUGUACUCCUCAAGGUCAAUCAAGGCGGCUGGGUUCCUCUUGUGAUCGCAGCGGCCUUCUUUAUCAUCAUGUAUGUUUGGCAUUAUGGCACAGUUAAAUGCUACGAGACUGAGAUGCACAGUAAGGUUUCAAUGGCAUGGAUUCUUGGACUUGGUCCAAGUUUAGGACUGGUUCGCGUACCUGGGAUUGGCCUUGUGUACACUGAGCUAGCAAGUGGAGUUCCCCGGAUCUUCUCUCACUUUGUCACCAACCUACCCGCCAUCCAUUCUGUUGUUGUCUUUGUCUGCGUGAAGUACCUUCCUGUCAUCACAGUCCCAGAAGAUGAGCGGUUCCUUAUAAAGCGGAUUGGAGCCAAGAACUUCCAUAUGUUUCGUUGUGUUGUAAGGUGUGGUUAUAAAGACUACCAUAAAAAGGAUGAUGAUUUGGAGAACAAGCUCUUUCACAACCUUUUCAUGUUUGUCCAGCUUGAGUCCCUGAUGGAGGCGUCACCAAACUCUGAUGUACCUAGUUUACUUGGCCAACAAACUAAUCAAUCAGGAGAUGGCCAGUUGAGUAAUAGCAGUAAUAUACAUCACUUCAAUCAAGUAGACCUGUCAAUUGAAUCAGUGGACUCGAUCGUGAUUUACGAUUCUCCAUUGCAUGCAAACAACAUGACCUCCAUUCCGGCAAGCAGGCAGGCCGAGGCUGCUGAGAUAGAAUUCUUGAACAACUGUAGAAAUGCAGGAGUGGUGCACAUACUAGGAAAUACAGUCGUAAAAGCUGGGAGGGAAUCGAAACUAUGGAAGAAGAUCGCUAUCGACUACCUAUAUGCAUUUCUUAGGAGGGUAUGUAGGGAAAACAAUGUAAUGUUCAACGUUCCUCAUGAGAGUCUCUUGGAUGUCGGGCAGGUUUUCUAUGUGUAGCAUCUGCAUCAAUCUUGUAAACUCUUUUUUUUUUCUGGACGAAGAAUCUUGUAAACUUUUAACACUUCAAUCUUACAUGUUGUCAUCCAUUUCAGUUUACUUUAACUUGUGGAUCAAAAACCUCCUUCACACCGAUAUAUUUUUUGGCCAAUUUUUUCGAAGUAACAAGUUAAAUACCUAAUUAAGAUCUCACAUCGGUCAUUUAAGUUAAUUAACCAUUUGCACGCACCGGUUAAUACUGAUGGCCUUGCUAAAGGUAACCCAGGUCCUGCAGCUUGUGGCGGGGUUUUCCGAGAUUCUGCGGGCUAGUUUCUU